AUGAGCGCGCGGCGCGCCACCCGCACCGCCGUCGGCCGCGCCCGACGUGCCGUGGCGACCGCUGACCCCGAUUCCGAAGAAGCGGUGCGCAGUGCCAUGAGCAUGCUCGACGUGGCAGUCCGCAAAGGCAUACUGCACAAGAACAACGCUUCCCGUCGGAAGGGUCGCUUGGCCGCAGCGCUCAAUCGCUCCCGCGCCGGCUAG
This is a messenger RNA of Geodia barretti, 204 nucleotides long. NCBI's taxonomy places the organism in Eukaryota, Metazoa, Porifera, Demospongiae, Tetractinellida, Geodiidae. The record is from the annotation of a GenBank genome assembly.